This is a messenger RNA of Glossina fuscipes, 332 nucleotides long. RefSeq lists its product as uncharacterized. The record is from RefSeq and is a predicted model, not a curated record. NCBI's taxonomy places the organism in Eukaryota, Metazoa, Arthropoda, Insecta, Diptera, Glossinidae. The transcript has 4 exons. Bases 38 to 244 code for a protein of 68 amino acids.
AACUAAAAAGAAGGAAAGGAAAAAAAAAGUUGAAAACAUGAAAUUGAUUGUAUUUUCCGUUUGUUUGCUAAUCGGCAUUGCCGCAGUCCUUGGAUCUUCAGACAACGGUCACUUCAUACCUAAAGCAUUUUAUACCCUUGAUGAGCAUGGACAUAAGACUGAAUUGCAUUCUAUUGAUCCACAUACUGUGCAUUAUCUCAAGCGCUUACGCAGGGAUAUUCGUAACAGGAAAUUCAAAUUUUGAACACAGAUAACGGAUUGCGAGACAAUGGAAGAGGUGACCAUAUUUGGAAAGCAUAUGGAAUCUAUUGCAGACGAAUUAUAUGAAAAUU